GUGGUGAGAGGGGUGGGAGAUCCAUAGCAAGCUCCUCCUGAAGACAGACUGUGAGCAUGAUGCACUCCAGUGUUCAUUCAGGACCCAGUCACCAACUUCUCACUCAGGUCCUAACUUCACAGAUUGGGGGAUGUUAAAAGGAUCAGUUAGAAGGAAAACUGCAAAGAUCCUGGUGCUCUCAGGAACCCUCUACGCUCUAUUGAAGGGCAGGGAACAUAUCUGAGAUCAACACUCAGCAAGGAACAAGCUGCUGACAUGGGGGCUGCCCUGCUGCUAACCAGCAAACACCCUGGGUUCAGUGCCACCUGGCUUGGAUUUUAAGUUCAAACUAGCCUGAGGAACAGUCUGAGAAAAGAAGCCGUGGAAGUGGCAGGAAACUGACCGCUGUGCCUCCCCCAUAGUGCAUCUUUUCCUAUGUAAAUGAUCGAAAAGUGAAACUACAGCUCAUGUAACAGGAACAUUGUUAAGGAUGCAAGAAUUCUGGAGAUAUGGCUUUGUCCUGAUGCCUGAAGAAGGAGAGAAAUUUUCACAUCAAAAAAUAAGAAAGUGACAUUCCAUCUAUCUAAGCCAUGGAUAAACUGCAGUACAUCCUCAUGAACCUCAGAGAUGUGCUGCGGACAAUCAGGAUGAAAGCCAAAUAUGCUCUCUUCUUAGUCUUAGUGGUGGUUCUGGUCAUAAUUGAGAAAGAAAACAAGAUCAUCUCAAAGGUAUCAGACAAACUUAUCCUCAAGCAAAUGCCACCAAACAUAUUUGAGAUCAACAGUACAGACUCCAAUAUUGUCUACUCAGAAAAUGGUUCCUUGCUGUCUCUUAGUGAGCUGGACUCUGCUUUUUCUCAGCUUAGGAAACAAUUGGUUAAUGUCACCCUACAACUUGGAGGAAGUAACCCAUUUCCUGCAGGCCUUCCAAAAAUGCCUCGUAGGCAUAUACUCCUGAUGGCUACCACACGCACAGGCUCAUCUUUUGUAGGCGAGUUCUUUAAUCAACAUGGAAAUAUGUUUUACUUGUUUGAACCCCUUUGGCACAUCGAAAGAACAGUGUCUUUUGAAUCUACUGGUGCCAAUGCAGUUGGUUCAGCAAUUGUUUACAGAGAUGUUCUUCAGCAACUUCUACUUUGUGAUCUACAUAUCUUGGAGAACUUUAUUUCACCACCUCCUGAAGACCAUCUUACAAGAUUCUUAUUUCGUAGAGGGUCUAGCAAGUCUUUAUGUGAAGACCCAGUUUGCACCCCUUUUGUGAAAAAAGCUUUUGAAAAGUAUCACUGCAAGACUCGCCGAUGUGGUCCUCUUAAUAUGACAUUAGCAAUGGAGGCAUGUUUGAAAAAAGAACAUGUGGCCAUUAAGGCAGUACGUAUCAGACAGCUAGGGUUCCUGCGCACUCUUGUUGAAGAUCCACGACUUGACAUGAGGAUAAUACAGUUAGUGCGUGACCCAAGAGCUGUACUGGCCUCUCGCAUGGUAGCUUUCUCUGGCAAAUAUGAGUCGUGGAAAAAAUGGGCCCUAGAAGGUGCAGCUCCCAUACAUGAAGAUGAAGUCCAAAAAUUAAGGGGCAACUGUGAGAGCAUUCGUUUAUCUGCAGAACUGGGCUUAAGUCAACCUGGUUGGCUUAGAGGUCGCUACAUGCUUAUGCGUUAUGAAGACAUUGCUAGAUCUCCUCUUGAAAAGGCCAAAGAAAUGUAUAGGUUUGCUGGGAUCACACUUACACCACAGGUAGAAGAGUGGAUCAUCAAGAAUACUCAAGCACCCCAAGACAGUAAUGGAAUCUAUUCUACUCAAAAGAAUUCUUCAGAACAGUUUGAGAAGUGGCGAUUUAGCAUACCAUUUAAAUUAGCCCAGGUAGUUCAGGAUGUGUGUGCACCAGCAAUGAAAGUUUUUGGCUACAAGCUGGCUAAUGACUUAGAGACACUCACAAAUCAAUCAAUCAGUUUGCUAGAAGAUAAGGUUAAUUUUUGGGUGACGUAG
Messenger RNA from Bufo bufo (common toad), 1961 nucleotides. It is a transcript of the gene CHST3, whose product is annotated as carbohydrate sulfotransferase 3. The record is from RefSeq and is a predicted model, not a curated record. Gene Ontology annotation, cellular component: Golgi membrane. Gene Ontology annotation, biological process: carbohydrate metabolic process; N-acetylglucosamine metabolic process. Gene Ontology annotation, molecular function: chondroitin 6-sulfotransferase activity; N-acetylglucosamine 6-O-sulfotransferase activity. The transcript has 4 exons. Lineage: Eukaryota; Metazoa; Chordata; Amphibia; Anura; Bufonidae. Bases 570 to 1961 code for a protein of 463 amino acids.